Messenger RNA from Theobroma cacao (cacao), 858 nucleotides. Lineage: Eukaryota; Viridiplantae; Streptophyta; Magnoliopsida; Malvales; Malvaceae. The record is from RefSeq and is a predicted model, not a curated record.
AUGGUAAAUACAUGGGUGUCUCGUCAAUGGAUUAUUCCCAUGGUAGAUAUGAUACCCUUCCAAACUGUUGGGAGUGAGAAAUCCAGAUCAAUGGACAACCAUUUAUAUCGUGAAAAAGUGUUUUCAUCGAAGGUCGAAUUAAAACGAGCUUUGAGCAUGUUGGCACUAAAAGAACAUAUUGAGGUUAGAGUUAAAAAGUCAUGUCACGCUCGUUUUAAGGUUGGUUGGAAGGAGAAGGCAUGCAAGUUUGCUUUGCGUGCAACGAAGUUGCCUGAGGGAGAAUAUUGGCAACUUCAAAAGUUCCAGAAGGUACACACAUGUACUGUUGAUGGUUUGCAAUGUGGGUAUCGAACUAGGAGCGCGAGGUUAAUUGGUGAGCUUAUCUCCACCAGGGUGCAAAGAAAUUAUGUAACCCUAUUGAGAUCAAAGGAAAUUAUGGAAGAGAUGAAUCGCAAGUGGGGAUUGCAAUGUCUAUAUGGUAAGGCCUGGCAAGCGAAAGAGUAUGCAGAGAGUCUUGUGUUCGGUCCCCCUAGAAGAGUCCUUCAAACUCCUCCCCUUAUAUUUCCAUAUGUUGAAACUGCUGUAAUACGGUAUGUAGUCGUUAUCAAUGCCACACAUCUGAAUGGCAAAUUCAAGAGUAUUUUGUUUGUGGCGAUAUGCAAAGAUGUGAAUGGGCAGAUUUAUCCAGUUGCAUUUGGCAUUAGCCACGUCAAAGACAAAGAGUCUUGGUCGUGGUUUCUUAACCAAUUACGUCGUGCGAUUGGUUGUCCUGAAAAUGCAAUGUUCAUUUCUGAUCAGCAUCUUAGCAUUAAGAAUGCAAUUGAGAAAGUGUACAAGGACGCUCAUCACAAUCUAUGA